Ceratitis capitata (Mediterranean fruit fly) is the source of this 811-nucleotide messenger RNA. RefSeq lists its product as uncharacterized. The record is from RefSeq and is a predicted model, not a curated record. Bases 511 to 753 code for a protein of 80 amino acids. The transcript has 2 exons. Lineage: Eukaryota; Metazoa; Arthropoda; Insecta; Diptera; Tephritidae.
GUUGGCUGCUCGCUUGUGGGCCAAGCAUUCGCGCUGCUGCCUGUGGUCGCUCUUUGUCGCUGCUCGCCUUUGCCAUUGCCGUUCCGUUCAGCUUGGCUUUCAAGGCGGCUACACAGCCAACUGGCCAUCAGUCGUUCGGCGUUGAUUACCGUGUGCGGUACGUAGUUUGCUCCAAAGCAACGCUAAGCUAAACAAAUUAUUGGCAGUUCGUGCUCAGCCAGUACGAAACAACACGUGAGCAAGAAGCAGAAAAAGGAAAAAGUAAAUAAACAAAGAAAUAAUUGCAAUUAAAAAUUUCCAUUGAUUGGCAUUGAUAACGGUGCUAUAGAAAUCAGAGGAAUAGAAAAUAUUGAAAAUCGAAAAUCGCAGCUUCUACUUUAACUCGCUCCAGUGAGUGGUUGUUUUUGUUAUCGUCGCGAUAAAUCUAUCAACAGCUCUUUACACCAACCUCACAAGCACACACACACAUACUUGCAUUUAAACUCUGAGGCCGCCAGCAAGCCAAGCGCAAUGGAUUCAUACUUAACAGAAAUCAAACAAUUACGGAUACCUCGCCCGAAAUAUGAGCCCAACGGUAGUCCACCGAACAAUUGGCAUCGCCUGGUACGCCCCUACACGCCGCCACGAGACUACCACUUGCAAAGCAAUGAGAUAAUCGCCACGACAAGCGCGACGCAUUCUACAACCAAUCGACUCGGUGGCUGUCAGGGCGGAGCGGAGGAAUUUCGGCCGACGUUGCAUGAGAAAAUGUAAAAGCUGAAAGCGGAGUAGAGCAACUACAACGAAAGCAAUAAAAAAAAACAACGACAAA